AUGGGUGAACUCAUUGCUGGCCGAGCUGUCCAGGGGAUAGGGGGGUCAGGCCUUUACAGCCUAGCUCAAGUCUGUCUCCUCGAGCAAGGUCCAAGCCGCCCAGAGGCUGUGGGCGCCCUUGUCGGCAUUACUCUGUCCAUAUCUGUCACCCUCCUUAGCGGCUUCGUCUACAUCGCCCUGGUCAUCAAAAUCCCCGAACAACUGCAACUCAUCCACGGGGAUAAUGCCCUCUGGGCAGGUGUGCACCUCCUCCCGAUGCUCGGUGCAUGUGCCUUCGGCUCCUUCCUAGGCGGCGCCCUCUCCAAGCAGUCUAACUUGACCAGCCAGACCCUCGUCGCAGGCAACGUCCUGCAGGUCGCUGGCCUGGCCGCAAUUCUCGGCCUCUCCCAUCGCAGCGACGACGGCGCGCUAGGCCUGCACCUGCUCCUGGGCUUGACGGCGCUUUAUGGCCUGGGUGUUGGCCUCACUUUUGCUGCGUGCACCAUGAUUGCUGCAAUUGAGGCUUGCGAGGGGGAUUUGGCGGCUGCGCAGGGCGCUGUGGCGCAGGCGAGGGUAUUUGGUGGUGCGCUGGGCCUGGCGACGUGUACAAUUCUUUUCAGUGAACGGUUGCAGCGGGAGUUGGGGUCGAACGGGUCACUACUCGGUCGGGAGGAGCUGGCGCAGGUGCUUCGGAACUUGAUGGCGGUGUUGAAUCUGCCCGAUGGGGUGCGGCAUGAGGUUUUAACGGUUUAUUUGAAUGCUUUUGAGCAACAGAUCAUGAUUAUGACUGUGGUGGCUGUUGUUGCGUUGGUGCUGAGCCUUGGGACGUAUAGGAGGUCGGGGCCGAGACAGGUGAUUGGAGUGAUGGUUAGGCAUCAGGAGCUGGCAGCGGCAAGGACAAGAGGGGGAGACGAUUCGUGGAGAAGGGGUGUGAAGGGUUCGGACGGCAGAAUGCGUGGUGAGGCCGAGACAUCCCCUCUCAGCAGCAUAAGGCCCUUUAUCCGCCAGUAG
Molecule: messenger RNA, 990 nt
Organism: Thermochaetoides thermophila DSM 1495
Lineage: Eukaryota; Fungi; Ascomycota; Sordariomycetes; Sordariales; Chaetomiaceae
Product: putative multidrug transporter protein
Exons: 3
Coding region: 1-990 (329 amino acids)
Biological process (GO): transmembrane transport
Molecular function (GO): transmembrane transporter activity
Source: RefSeq, a predicted model, not a curated record